CCGUACCACCACUUCUACGUCGACGACGGCAACCUCAUGGUCGCGUCCCCGGAUAUCUCCACCAACCUCGAGUUGAUCGGCCCGCUCUACGAAACGCUCACCACCUCCCUCGGACGCGCUGGGUACCUCCUCGAGCACGAAAAAACGGAGGGCAUACACUUCAUCCCCCCACACAGCGCACACCGCCCCCAUGCCACACGCGCCAUCCCCCUGCCCGGACUCCUCACGGCUCUCAAGCCCCCCACGGCAAUCCGCCACCUCGGAUUCCUGCUCGACAGCAAACUCGACUGGCGCGCCCACAUCCGCCACUACGCGCACCGCGCACGCACCACCUGCGCGGCUUCCCACAUGCUCGGCUCCUCGGCGCGCGGCGUCAACCCUUCGCAGCGCCGCCUUCUGUACGUCUCGUGCAUCCGCCCGGUGCUCACGUAUGGGUGCCAGGUGUACGCCCGCCCCAAGGGGUUCAAGGACAACUUCAAGGUCCUCGCCACAGCCCAGCAUCACGCCCUCCGGUGGAUCACGGGCUCCUUCUCCACGACCCCCACCGGCGCGCUCCACGCACUCGCGGGCGUCGUCCCGGUU
This is a messenger RNA of Epithele typhae, 582 nucleotides long. RefSeq lists its product as uncharacterized. Lineage: Eukaryota; Fungi; Basidiomycota; Agaricomycetes; Polyporales; Epitheliaceae. The record is from RefSeq and is a predicted model, not a curated record. The annotation marks the transcript as partial. The transcript has a single exon.